AUGCACACACAAGGGGAAGCAGAGGGAUUAUAAAGGCGCACAGAUCUAUACACCGGCCAGGGAUGAAGGGCAGAAAAGUAGCAGUGGGAGGGAGAAGUGGUCGAGGGACUGUUGUUGGAGAUGAAUCCCCAGCAGAGCCUGACAACCUCGGCCCCCUUCAUCCUCUCUCAGCCUUGUUUCGUCUCUACGUUUACGCUCUGCACGGCUGCCUCUGUGAGGUGGCCUUCACCGCCGUGUACGACUGGUGCAGCACUCGAGACCAGAGGCUGCCGGGACACAGCAGCAUCUGGGCCCUGCCCAUGUACGGCUCCGCCAUCUUCUGCAUGGAGGCCCUGAGGGCCCGGCUGCUGGCCCAGAGCCGCUCCCUCCCUGUGAGGCUGGCAGUUUACACUUUAUUCAUUUACAUGUGGGAGUUCAGCUGGGGCGUGGGGCUGAGCCUGCUGGGGGCCUGUCCGUGGGAUUACUCAGCCCAUCGCUACAAUCUUCGAGGACUGGUGACUCUGGAUUAUGCCCCUGCCUGGGCUGUUGCUGGACUUAUAGCAGAGCAGCAUGUAAUUAAGAAUACGCUAAGGAUAAGAUUGAAAAACGGCUGAUUUCAUGGUUACCUUAAGUUAUGUCUUUAGAAAAUCACCCACGUGACAUUUAAUGUCAUUUUUAGCUGGAACACAAUGUUGGUGUAUUUUUAACACUGUCAUAAUUAAAAAAAAUUUAAUAUAUAUUUUUUUAUCUCCAAUCAAGUGCUAGGUAAGAAUAACAUUGAAAAAAUGACAAAUUUCAUGAUUAUCUUAAACAAUGUCCUUCCAAAUUUACCCACAUAACAUUUCAUGUAAUUUUUUUGCAGAAACAACACAAUGCUAUUGUAUUUUUAAUGUUUAAUAAUUAAAAAGGUUCAGAAUUUUAAUCUCCAAUUAACAAUACGCUAAAAAUAACAUUGAAAAACGACUUAUUUCAUGAUAAUCUUAAACUAUGUCCUUCCAAAAUCACCCAACUUUUAGUAAACUUCAAGCAAUCUCAGUUCCUGGUUGUGAACUUAAGUAUAAUAGAGUUAAUUAUGUAUUUAGCCUAAAAUUACAUGUAUUCUACCAUGUUGUCUUCCAUGUUUCUGUUUUAUUUUGUUUUUAUUUAAUUUCUAAACUAAAGUAAACCUACACAACAUUUGUUGUCUUUUUUCUUUCUUUUUUUUUUUGAAGAAACAACAUAAUUAAAAAUUUCUGUAUUUUUCCUGCUUCUAUCUGCCUUAUCUGGUCCUACUGGAGUAAAAAACUGUUUGGAUUUUGUCCAGGGUGGGAAUGUGUCUCAGCACGCCGCUUGGAGGAAAAUGGUUGCAUUUGCAUGCUUAUUAAUUUUCAAUAUUUUCUUUAAAAAAUCAGGAUAGUUUGCACAAUUUUUGGAAAAUGAGAACCUGGCAACUAUCUCACACCAGGGUUUUGUUCCUGGUGCACUUCAAAACUUGUGUUUUUGGAUCUUUCCCAUUCAUUUUUCUGUCACGUAAGUUUCUCCCUGAGGUUUGAUGAUGAAGAUAGUUUUCAACACACUUCCAGUAUUUACCAAGAAAACAAGAACAGGCGGAAAAAAUUAUCUCAUGUCAUUUUAUUCCUGUUAGCUUAAAAACUGACGGCAGUUUCAGAAUCGAGUUCUUUCAUUAUCCUUAACCUCACUAAAUAAUAAAACUAAAAUAAAUUGGCAUUAUUUAUUACCAU
This is a messenger RNA of Xiphophorus hellerii (green swordtail), 1700 nucleotides long. RefSeq names its product transmembrane protein 229b-like. The transcript is spliced from 2 exons. Bases 63 to 593 code for a protein of 176 amino acids. The record is from RefSeq and is a predicted model, not a curated record. Lineage: Eukaryota; Metazoa; Chordata; Actinopteri; Cyprinodontiformes; Poeciliidae.